Molecule: messenger RNA, 1434 nt
Organism: Pieris macdunnoughi
Lineage: Eukaryota; Metazoa; Arthropoda; Insecta; Lepidoptera; Pieridae
Source: the annotation of a GenBank genome assembly
AUGAGUGAUAAAAAUAAAUCAGUUAAAAUAAGAGAAAGUAUAGAAGGAAAAGCGUUAGAUACAGAAGAAAGAAUUGAAAGGCUGCAAGAUGGCGAAGCCUCGGCGAGUACAACGUAUGAAUUGUUUUUAUGUGUUUAUAAUCCCAAUGCAUAUUCAUCAAAUAGAAAUCGUGUCGAAUUCGAAAUUGUUGAGAAAGAACCAAUUUUCGUUAUUGUCGACUCAAGUUGUGAGAGCAAUCCCAGCUCAAGAGAAAUUUUAAUAAAUAACAACAAAGGAUGUACAAAAGAAACCGAUGUACCAACAUAUUUGAGGAAGCAUGUAUUUCCCAUUGAUUUACCAUCAACAAGCAAAGAAAUAAGAGAAGGGUCUCGGUCUAUGUCCAAUGAAGCAGAGUCCAAAGAAGAAUUACAAGUGAUGGAUAUAAAUCUGCAAAGUGAUAGUGAACUUCCUGUACAAAACUUCGACAAUGAAGAUCAAUCUAUAGUCGUUACUUACCUUAAAAAUAAGGAUAAAGUGAAUCGCAGAGAUGGCGUCUUAUUGUCGUCAAAAAAGAGGUCUUCUCUACUAAAUGAUGUCCCAAAACUAGAAACCAUACCAGAAAGCGACCAAGUCUCUACUGUUAUCGAUCCAUCAAUAAAAAUAUCGGAAAGUUCUCUGGACGUAUACAUCCCCUCAUUUCCUGGUUCACCACGAUCCCUUGAUUAUGCGUCUGAACCCUCCAAUGAUUCCGAAUUUGAAGAAUACCAGCACGAUCCUCGGUUAAAAGAAGCUAUAGAGUUCCUUCACGCAGACAAGGACCUACUCAUCGCUGCCGAAACUGGCAAUGAUCAACAUAUCGAAAUGAUUCUAAGGAGGUCAGAUAUACCUGUCCAACAAAUGGACCACCUGGGGAGAAAUGCACUGCACCUUGCAGUUUGUUCCGAUAAUCUGAGAGGUAUAGAAUUAUUGCUGAAAGGUGGAGUUAGCCCCAAUGUUAAAGAUAGCGUCGGAAUGACUCCGCUAUCGUUGUGUUUGAUGCGCAGACCGUCGUUGACUGUGGCCAAGCUACUUUUUGAUUAUGGGGCUAAACUUAUGCCACGAACGGAUCCUAUGGAUACGGGACUAUUUAUUCAAUUCGUUAUGAUGUCAACACCGACAAAUGAAGAAGAGAACAUUAUGGAGCUUCUUAUACAAAAAGGUGCUCUUGUUAACGAUCCCGAUGCACCAGGAGGCCGGCAGCCUCUGCACUUUGCAGCAAUGAGCAACAACUGUACUCUUAUACGAAUUCUCGUGAACUUAGGAGCAAGCUUGUAUUUGACUAAUCACAGAAAUGAAACGCCAAAACAAGUGGCAGCUACGUUUGACUGUAGAGAUGCUUAUGAUCUUUUGAAUAAACUCGAAUCAGAAGAUAUGCUGCCUAUGCAAUCAAGAGGACGACAGACAAGUCUAUUUUAA